This is a messenger RNA of Durio zibethinus, 1393 nucleotides long. The record is from RefSeq and is a predicted model, not a curated record. Lineage: Eukaryota; Viridiplantae; Streptophyta; Magnoliopsida; Malvales; Malvaceae.
AGAAGUGCGGCAUAUCUCUAAAAGAAUCGUUUUGAAAUUAUUUUUAAUCAGACACAAAACAAGAAAAACACGAGGAAAAAGGUUGUACUGUACUGUAUGUAAAAAAAUCGUUUCAAAAAAUUGGGAGACCGGUUUCAGAUUGCACCAAAGGCCUGAGAAAGAGAAUGGACCGUCUCUCAAAUGCGUUUUCGGUGCUGGAGAUUCACGUCGAAGACCAUCAACCCCCUUCCGCCUCUUCUUCCACUUCCAAAACUUCAGGUAAGAGCAAAAGCAAUGGAAAGGGUUCGACAGAUAAACAAGAGAAUCAGAGUGAAUCGAAUUCGGUGUUGAUCUCGGACAACUACAAGUUACCCCAUUGUGUGGAUUGACUUGGAAAUGACUGGUAAGUAAGCAAAGUGUUAUUUGUAACUAAUUUAGUCACCGUAAUGGUGAUUAUGUGAUGUCAAAAUGGUAUGCAUUUCAUUUCAUGUCUUGUUUAUAUCUGUUGCUAUACAGGUUUGGAUAUUGAGGUUAAUAGAAUCUUGGAGAUAGCUUGUAUAAUUACAGAUGGCAGUCUCACUAAAUCAUAGGAGGUAUUUAUUUCUUUUCUUUUCCAUUUUAGUGUCCUUGAUUUCGGAUAAGCAUUUGAUAUUUUGUUAAAACAAAGCAUCGUUUUUGAAGAAAGUAUGAUUUUGAUAAUUAUAAAUUGGUCAAAGAAUUUUCUGUUUUUAAUGUCAUUUAACCUAAUAAUGCAUAUGCAUUUUGUUGAAGUAAAAGGCCUCUUUCCUAAUGCCGUAUUCCUUAGUUCUAAUUCAGAAUAUUUUCUCUUUCAGGGUCCUGAUCUGGUUAUCCAUCAGUCAAAAGAGUGUUUAGAUAGAAUGGGGGAAUGGUGUCAAAAUCAUCAUGCAGCUAGUGGACUGACAAAGAAAGUGCUACAAAGUACAAUUAGCGAAAGAGAAGCUGAAAAGCAGGUCAUAGAAUUUGUAAAAAGAAAUGUUGGUACAUACAAACCUCAUUUAGCUGGCAAUUCUGUGUACAUGGAUUUUCUCUUUUUGAAGAAAUAUAUGCCAGAUUUGGCUAGUCUUUUCUCUCAUGUAAUUGUUGAUGUGAGCAGUGUAAGGGCUCUUUGCAUUCGCUGGUAUCCUAAAGAUCAAAAGAAAGCCCCUCCCAAAGAAAAGAAACACAGAGCCAUGGAUGAUAUCAGAGAGAGCAUAUUAGAACUCAAGUACUUCAAGGAGACGAUAUUUAAAGCUAAGUCCAUGAAGUGAACGCCACUUGCUUUUAUAGACAAAUUCAUACAACUGCUACUCAUGGUAAGAACAGUUAGGUCAUUGAACAAGUUGUUUGUAAUUUUGGUACAAGAAUUCUCUUAUGGUUAUCCCUCAAUGCGCUUGUACAAUAUCUAUUUUGUAAU